Messenger RNA from Nothoprocta perdicaria, 1713 nucleotides. It is a transcript of the gene DPM1, whose product is annotated as dolichyl-phosphate mannosyltransferase subunit 1, catalytic. The coding region runs from base 2 to 727 and encodes 241 amino acids. Gene Ontology annotation, biological process: GPI anchor biosynthetic process; protein O-linked glycosylation via mannose. Gene Ontology annotation, molecular function: dolichyl-phosphate beta-D-mannosyltransferase activity. The record is from RefSeq and is a predicted model, not a curated record. The transcript is spliced from 9 exons. NCBI's taxonomy places the organism in Eukaryota, Metazoa, Chordata, Aves, Tinamiformes, Tinamidae. Gene Ontology annotation, cellular component: endoplasmic reticulum membrane.
CAUGGCCGCCGCCGCCGACAAGGUGUCGGUGCUGCUGCCCACGUACAACGAGCGCGAGAACCUGCCGCUCGUCGUGUGGCUGCUGGUGCGCAGCUUCCAGGACAGCGGCCACGACUUCGAGAUCAUCGUGAUAGACGACGGCAGCCCCGACGGGACGCAGGAGGUGGCGGAGCAGCUGGUGGACAUCUACGGGCCGGAUAAGAUCCUUCUAAGACCUCGAGCAAAAAAGCUGGGCCUGGGCACUGCUUAUAUCCAUGGAAUGAAACACGCCACUGGGAAUUUUAUUGUUAUUAUGGAUGCUGACCUUUCUCACCAUCCUAAAUUUAUUGCAGAGUUUAUGAGGAAGCAGAAAGAAGGAAAUUUUGAUAUUGUAUCUGGGACAAGAUACAAAGGAAAUGGAGGAGUAUAUGGCUGGGACUUGAAAAGAAAAUUAAUCAGUCGUGGUGCCAAUUUUUUAACUCAGGUUUUGCUGAGACCAGGAGCAUCUGACUUAACUGGGAGUUUCAGGUUAUACAGAAAAGAAGUCUUACAGAAACUGGUGGAAAAAUGUGUUUCUAAAGGAUACGUCUUCCAGAUGGAGAUGAUUGUUCGGGCUAGACAGUUAGGAUAUACUAUUGGAGAGGUUCCCAUCUCAUUUGUGGACCGUUUCUAUGGAGAAUCUAAACUGGGAGGCAAUGAAAUAGUCUCCUUUUUAAAGGGACUCUUUACCUUGUUUGCUACGACAUGAUGGUUUAUCCCAAAUUAACUUUUUUGGAAAAUGUUUUUCUAAGAUAUGUGUCAUUUCUAAUACGUUGUAGCAGAAGCUUGAUAAUUUGUCUGGUUACCAGAAGAUUCACUGCAAAUUAACAAUUAAAUGGAUUAACAAUAACAGAGCAAAGAUACUGUAUUGCAGAAUACACUCUGCAGAAUAAAUAAACUGUAUGUUAAACUAGUCAAAAUAAAGAUUAAUGUUGUGUGCUAUUUUUGGGGGGGAGAGGGGUUGUUGUUGUUUUGUUUUUAAAUAGACCUAAAUGAUCGUUUGCAUUUAGAAGAGAAUCAUUAUUCAUCAGGAGUUAAAGGUCAUUUUGAAAUAAAGAAAAGCAAGGACAAUAAAAAUAGAGAAUUAGUCUUAUCUUUGUACUGUAGUUUGGAGAGAAGAUUUUCAAUAUGUGUACCCGUUCCCUUUCCUUCUUAAACAAAUAUAUACAUGUAUAUUAAUAUAACACACAGGCAUAUUUCUGCAAAAACUAGGAAAGCUUGUACCUGUACUACUGAAAACCAUUUACUAGAAUACGUAAUGGAGAAAAACAUGAUAGUUUUGAGGUCAACCUAGCUAUAAGCAAUUAAAAUAAAUUCUUCAUUGCAUCAGGCUGUAUGUAGAAAGAGGCACUCAGUACAGCAUGGAAUAAGACAGAAAUCAUGAGACUCGGGCAACUAAGUGAAUGUCACCACCGCUCAUCAGGAUAUUAGUUUUAGUUCUACUGAGAUAGUUAAACUAUAAAGUUCAUGAACAAACAACUUUUUUGAAGCCAGUGUAUKAUAUUGWCAACAUGCACUUUAUAAUGUAUAGAUGUUUAAUUCUUAAAAAGAGCUAUUAUAAUUAAAUCUUAAUAAGGACAGAUUCUUGAGAUCCAGCUGCUAAAUCUUUAAAACAGAGAAGGGUCAAGAGUGUUUCACAUGGGCAAAUGCAGCUGCUUUUACUUCAACAGUAAUUGUUUGUACCCUUUCUUGUUU